ACUUGUACUUAUGGCUCCGUUUAAUCGCUCAUAUGGGUGUGGCGAGCAGGAAUGUGCUUUUAUGGCCACCUUGUGUUCAUUCAUUCUCCGGAACGGUGUCGGUCACUAAAAUGCCUCCAUUAGAAUGCCUGUAUAUCGGCUUGAUCGUGCUGUGGGUGGUUUCCGUGUAGCAGAGAGCGGUGCAAACCGGCAGCACAACACGGGGAAGAAAACGCAGGGAAUUCGGAGACAUCGGGUUGUGUUUUUGCGCAAAGCAUGAAAAUGUGCUCGCUCUGUUAUUGCGUUCAUUCUGAGCUCCUUUAAAAAAAAAAAAAAAGUACAACCCAGAAAUUACUCUCAUCACGCCCCCAAUAGCCCCCCGACUCCUGGGAAACACACACACACGCACACACACAACUUUUGCGUCUACGUCGCCAGUCUGUCCGCUCACGGCGCGCCACCGUUUGGCUCCUUUUUAACGCGUUGUUUUGUUUUUCCUCCGCGGACACCCAGGACACGAGGAGCAGUGUGAACGUCGCUGUUUUUACAUCUGCAGGAGUUUUGCGGUGCGGCUCGUGCGAGGAACCGGAGGACGCGGAGACACGAGGUACCGUCCGCGCGCUCUCGCCGUUUCCGGCAUCCCCCCUUUCACCAGCAGCCGGUUUGGACUGCGUUACCCAGAUUGUCCGCUUCCUUCUCCGUUUGGCUUGAUGAGCCGCCGGAGUCCAUCAUCAAGACUUUUCAUUACAGCGUUUUUAUCCUCCUCCUCCUCCUCCUCAUCCUCUCCCGUUCUAUCGCGUUUUUCCAGUCCGACAUGGAAGAUGGGCCGCCUUCGACCAGCUGCUUCAGAAGGCUCGCGGACUGUUUUCUUGGCUCAAGUCUGACGGAUGAGAAAGUGAAGGCGUACCUUUCCCUGCACCCGCAGAUGCUGGACGAGUUUGUGCUGGAGAGCGUGAGCGCGGAGACGGUGGACAGAUGGCUGAAGCGCAAGAGCAGCGGCCCACCUACAGAUGAACCUUCGACUAAAGAAGUAAGCAGGCAGUACCAGGACACUAAUAUGCAGGGCGUGGUUUACGAGCUGAACAGCUACAUGGAGCAGCGGCUGGACACGGGCGGAGAUAACAAACUCCUGUUGUACGAAUUGUGCAACAUUAUCAAAACAGCUACAAAAGCUGAUGGUUUUGCACUAUACUUCCUUGGAGAAUGCAACAAUACCCUGUGUUUAUUCACGCCAACCGGGGCAAAGGAGGGGCUUCCCGGGCUCAUCCCCUCCGGUCCCAUUGUGUUCGGUACCACCAUAGCUGCUCACGUUGCCAAGACACGCAAGACACUACUUGUAGAAGACAUCAUGGGGGAUGAGCGGUUUCCCCACGGCACAGGGCAGGACUCAGGGAUCCAUGUUCACUCUGUUCUGUGUCUCCCCAUCCUCACGGCCAUCGGAGACCUGAUCGCCGUGCUGGAGCUGCACCGCAACCUCGGCCGAGAGCCCUUCAACCUCAGCCACCAGGAGGUUGCCACUGCAAAUUUAGCAUGGGCUUCUGUAGCUAUUCACCAAGUGCAGGUCUGCAGAGGUUUAGCAAAGCAGACGGAGCUCAACGACUUCCUCCUAGAUGUGUCAAAAACGUACUUCGACAAUAUCGUGGCAAUAGAUUCUCUACUUGAACAUAUCAUGAUAUAUGCAAAAAACCUGGUGAAUGCAGACAGAUGCGCCCUCUUCCAGGUCGAUCACAAUAACAAAGAGCUGUACUCUGACCUUUUUGAUAUCGGGGAGGAGAAUGAAGGGAGGCCGGUAUUUAAGAAAACCAAAGAAAUUAGGUUUUCUAUAGAGAAGGGCAUAGCGGGUCAAGUGGCACGAACAGGAGAGGUCUUGAAUAUUCCAGAUGCCUAUGCAGACCCACGGUUCAACAGAGAAGUGGACUUGUAUACCGGCUACACGACGCGGAACAUCCUGUGCAUGCCCAUCGUCAGUCGAGGAACCGUAAUAGGCGUCGUACAGAUGGUGAACAAGUUGAACGGAAGUGCCUUCACUAAAACCGACGAGAACAACUUCAAGAUGUUCGCCGUCUUUUGUGCUCUGGCCUUACACUGUGCAAACAUGUAUCAUCGGAUCAGACAUUCAGAGUGCAUCUACAGGGUGACUAUGGAGAAACUUUCAUACCACAGCAUCUGCACAUCUGAGGAGUGGAAAACCCUCACACAGCUUUCCCUUCCUACACCCAUAUACAAAGAGAUUGAACUGUUCCACUUUGAUAUUAGCCCUUAUGAGGAGCUCUGGCCUGCAGUCUUUGUGUACAUGGUUCACAGUUCAUGUGGGAAAAACAGCUUUGAGCUGGAGAAGUUGUGUCGCUUCACCAUGUCAGUGCGAAAGAAUUACAGACGGGUUCCCUACCACAACUGGAAGCAUGCUGUGACGGUGGCCCACUGCAUGUACGUCAUUCUCCAGAAAACCUCCGGAAUCUUCACUGAACUGGAGAGGAAAGGUCUGCUUAUAGCCUGCUUAUGUCAUGACCUGGACCACCGAGGCUACAGCAAUAGCUACCUGCAGAAGUUUGACCACCCUCUGGCGGCGCUGUACUCCACGUCCACCAUGGAACAGCAUCAUUUCUCCCAGACGGUGUCUAUCCUGCAGCUGGAAGGGCACAAUAUUUUCUCCAACCUGACUUCCAGCGAGUACGAGCAGGUGCUAGAGAUCAUCCGCAAAGCCAUCAUCGCCACCGACCUGGCACUCUACUUUAGCAACCGCAAGCAGCUUGCUGAUCUGCUGAGCACAGGCGCACUGGACCUAAACAACCACGCCCACAGGGACCGCGUAAUCGGCCUGAUGAUGACAGCGUGUGAUCUCUGCUCUGUUACAAAACUGUGGCCUAUCACUCGCCUCACAGCCAAUGACAUCUAUGCAGAGUUCUGGGCUGAGGGGGAUGAGAUGAAGAAGAUAGGAAUGCAGCCCAUUCCCAUGAUGGACAGGGAUAAGAAGGAUGAGGUUCCACAAGGACAGGUGGGGUUUUACAAUGCAGUGGCCGUACCCUGUUACACCACGCUGUCUGAGAUGUUCCCUCCAUCGUCUCCACUACUUCGAGCCUGCAGGGAAAACCUGAGCCAGUGGGAGCGCAUCGUUCGAGGGGAAGAGCCAUGUGCGUGGACUCCAUGUGAGGAACCAGAGCAGAGUGAGCUGCUAGAGACUGGACCAGUCAAAGUGGACAACUGACUUUGCCUGAGACCUUCAGCCUUGAACAGGACAACAUCCACACCCUGCCAGAGACACUGCACUUCCUUUAGAACAAUCCCACUUCUCUGAAGAUGGGAGGGAGCAGAGAGGCCAGGCAGGAGAGGUGAUAUUCACCAAGCAACUAAAGGAAGAAUGAAAAAAAAAAAAAAAAGAAGACAAAGAAAAACAAGCGUUACCUCAGUGGGUGACGGAGGUAGAGACUAAUUAUAAUGGCUCUUUAGAAAGCAGGAAUCGUUUGCCUCAAAUCUGCUGUGUGGCACCACCUUUGGUCUGAAUGGACUUCUUUAGCUUCGAGUGUUCCUCGGAUGGUAGCUUUUUUUAAUGUUUAGUUUUGAGGUGAAAUCUAAUUCUUUGUUUUUCAAAAUGGUUUCUUUUGUGGUCUUAUAUUUGAAGAGGCCUUAAAUCUGAACCUGCGGUUCCUACUAAAUAACUGGAGAGGGUUCAGGUUGUCUGAAACGGUACUUUAAUUCCUGCUGUGAUCAAAACAUCUAACGCAAAACCUACUUGGGAGAUUUGAGAGAGACUGUAGGGAGCGUAAAGGUGCACGAGGCGAGGCCAAGCACGGUGGCUGACUCGUGGAUGUAUUCUGAUCGUUUGUGCAAAGAUGUUUUGCAGUACUUGAAUGAAGAAAUACAGCCUAUUCUAUGUGGGAAGGCGAUUUGGAUGCAGAGGGAGAAAAACAAACCCUGCAGUGUAUCUGUCUGAAGUAACAGAGCUGUUGUGACGAAAGAAGCCGGAUCAUUCUGAACCUUACUGUAGUCACACGAGAGUCACAAUGUUCCGCUCUAAAAAUCUAUGACCAUUCAACCUGAUGUACAAAUCAGCCUUUGAUCCUCUUGUCCUAAAAGUGCUGGACCUUGGGCAAUCAAUUCAUUUCUAAGGCAAACAGUAAUAAAUGUUCUACACAGUGCAUUGUGACUCUAUAAUGACAGACACACAAACGUAAACUAGAAAUCCUCAUUAAACGGUAAUAUUUAAUUUGUAUUUAUAGACUUCCGAAAUGUUCACUGCACUCUCAGAUAGUCUCAGAUAGAUACUCUUCAUUUUUAUAUCACUGUCGUACGUAUGCACAAGACGAGUUCAGACAUACACACGUCUCAUUAGUGCUUAGCGUAAUACUACUGUAUAUGUAGGACAGGAAAGUAAACAACCACUAUGACAAAUGCAGUCCGGCUUGCUACCAUUUGUGCCCAGUUGUUUGUUAGGUUUUUCCCCCCCACUAAAAGUAAGACGUAGCAUUAAUAAUAACUGUUUCAAAUCAUCAACCCUGACCUUAAUAUUACAAGUUUCUAUUUGGGUUACGAAUAAAUGAUAGGUGGAAGCUUCUAAUACUAUUACGAGUAACAGAAUGAUUGCGACAUGAAAGACUAUUAGAACAUCGUAAAGCAAUAAGUAAAGGUUUCAUUAGAUCAUUACGAAACACUGAUUAAAAGUAUGGAAGGACAAACUUGGUGUGAGGAGUAAUAAAAUGGAGUAGUAAUAAUCAAGACAAGUCCCGAAGAUUUUCAAACCAUUAUGUGUAUAAAGAUGAAACACUGUGUUAAAAUACACACUGUGCUCUUAAUUUUUAAAAACUACAUUCAAGUGAGAUGGUAAGACACACAAUUGGGCUACACUUAAACACGGCCAAGGAUCAAUUAGAAUGAGGAAUCGCCUGUAAUAUGGCGACAGCGCGUUCUCUGAUUAAAUGGUUUGUUCUGAAAAUAGAGCGGUGUCAUGCAUGGUUUGCAUUUCUAUUUUGCAGCCUGUAAUACGUUGAGACAUGGCCAGAGCUGUGAGCGAAUUCGUGUGAAUGUAACCAACACUGACAAACUGCUUAACCAUGCCUGUAGGGGGUGGGGUGGGAGUUUACCAAAGGAGUACAAUGUCUGAUAUGGUCAUGUGUGUGUUCAGUAAGUACAGCUUCCAUUGCAGUGUGUGUGUGUGUGUGUGUGUGUGGUGUGUGUGAUUUUUCUCCCCGUUAAUACUUUUGGCACAUGUGCAAUGCGUGUGUGAAAUGUGUUUGUAUUCACAGACGUAAGCUACACUCUUAUGGUGCUACCUUAGGUCUUAGGCAGCCAUGCACUUUCAGAUCGUGUGUGUGUGUGUUUAUGCAUGUGCGCCCACCAUAACUGCUUAAAAACAAGAAUCUGAGUUAAGAGGAAGUUCACAGCAUUAUCCACCUCAGUGACUGAGCUCAGCCACCGCUUCUUUUUCUCCCCUCACAUGCACUAUGUUUAGAGACUAUUAUUAUUAAUACUAUUAUGUUGUCCUUAAUUUUAUUAUGGCUUCUAUUAUAUUGCUAUCAUUAAUGCAACCGUCAAUGAUUAUUAGCAUUGUUAUUUUCUUAAUUAGAAUUACAUUUUAAAUUAACUUAUAUUUUUUUAUACAAAAAAAAAAAGUUAGCAUUUUUGUUUUGUACAGAGCAAAGUUGUGCAUUAUUAAGUGAAUGGUCAUGUAGACCCACUGUUGCCCAAGAUUAAUAAGGAAUGUCUUGACUGUAAAUAUAAGAGCAGUAAUUUUAUUAAAUAUUUCUGGAAAAAAAAAGUG
Molecule: messenger RNA, 5734 nt
Organism: Tachysurus vachellii
Lineage: Eukaryota; Metazoa; Chordata; Actinopteri; Siluriformes; Bagridae
Gene: pde10a
Product: phosphodiesterase 10A
Exons: 22
Coding region: 794-3184 (796 amino acids)
Biological process (GO): negative regulation of receptor guanylyl cyclase signaling pathway; signal transduction
Molecular function (GO): protein binding; 3',5'-cGMP-stimulated cyclic-nucleotide phosphodiesterase activity
Source: RefSeq, a predicted model, not a curated record